Molecule: messenger RNA, 2005 nt
Organism: Ictalurus furcatus (blue catfish)
Lineage: Eukaryota; Metazoa; Chordata; Actinopteri; Siluriformes; Ictaluridae
Gene: c1qtnf9
Product: C1q and TNF related 9
Exons: 3
Coding region: 688-1707 (339 amino acids)
Molecular function (GO): protein binding
Source: RefSeq, a predicted model, not a curated record
GACAGAAAUUCUGUUUAUUGGUGCGGCAUAUAGACUGAAAAGGUUAAUAUUCAUUGGAACGGUAUUAUAAUAUAUUAUAUUAUAUUAUGUUAUAUUACAUUGUUAUAUAAGGUGUCACCGUGUUAAUAUUCAUUGGCAUUUACCAUUGAAGCAGGAAUAAAUUAGAAAGGCUAAAACCAUUCAUGCAUGAAUGGAUUUAAAGUCUCCGCCCUUCUUAGGCCUAAGCAGUGAAUUAAAAUCCGUGCUUAAUGACCUGGCUGUGCGAUUCAUAAAACUAGUUUGUCAUGGUCACCUUAACGGUACACUUUACUGACACCCACACCGAAUCUGUUAGAACAAUACAAACAUCAAGUCAGUUUCAUCGCUUGCAUAACAUUAUCCUCAACAAGAUUAACGAUCUAACUGAGCAUUUAAACCAAAUCCGUUUUCAGAUUAGCCAUGCCAAAAAUAUGUUGCAUUGAAGGUGAAUUGGCUCGUGUGUUCCUAGUUGAUCAUUAUCGAAAUCAUUUAUAUGCAAAGGACGAAGUAGGUGAUGUGUAACAAAUAUAGUUUAAAUAAGUAACCUGCGUAACUGCUGCAUGACCAGAUUCUCAAGUUCUCGGCACAUUUUCGGCCCCGAGACCCGAGAGGACUGCAAAAAAGUUGGAGAUUUUGAUUAUAAAUUGGACGUACACGGGUGUGCAGAUCAUGUCCUUUGCCGGGCGUUUUUUCCUCCUCCUCCUAGUGGUGGUGGUCCAGGCUGCAGAGCAGGAAAUUUCUGGAAAGAAUCCUGGUUGCGUGUGUGGACACCCGGGAAUACCGGGCAACCCAGGACACAACGGGAUACCCGGGCGUGACGGCCGAGAUGGAGCCAAAGGGGAUAAAGGAGAUCCAGGUGAUAUUGGAACAUGUGGAGCAGCGGGGAAGGAUGGGCCAAAAGGAGACAAAGGAGAACCUGGUGCUCCAGGUAUAGAUGGGCUUAAAGGGCGACGUGGAGAGAACGGAGAAAGGGGUCCACCUGGAAAAAUGGGGCCCCAAGGCUUCUCAGGACCGCUUGGACUUAAAGGGGUAAAGGGAGAGAUGGGAAUGCCAGGACCGAAGGGUAUCAAAGGAGAUGUAGGACCAGAGGGACCUGUAGGGCCUCAGGGAAGCCUUGGGUACCAAGGAGAGAAAGGCUCUCCAGGCCCUAUUGGACCUCCGGGAAGACAAGGCCCUAAGGGAGAACUCGGACCUCCUGGCCACAAGGGCAGCCUUGGUUACCGUGGUGAAAAGGGGUCAAAAGGUGAGACAGGACAAAAAGGAACUGAAGGAGACAUGCCUGAAAUACCCAAAAGUGCCUUUUCUGUCGGACUGACCGCACAAAGCAAGCUGCCUGCGAGUAACGCUCCUAUCCGAUUCGACAAAAUCAUCUACAACCGUCAGAAUCACUACAAUACCGAGAGCGGCCGCUUCACCUGUGCCAUCGCUGGAGCUUAUUAUUUCACCUACCACAUCACAGUGUUCUCUCGAAAUGUCCGAGUGGCACUAAUGAAGAACGGACAAAGCGUCAUCCACACCAUGGACAACUACCAGAACAGUGAGGACCAGGCGGCCGGGGGCACUGUGCUUCAUCUGCAGGUCGGGGACAAGGUGUGGCUUCAGGUGUCUGGAGGACAGCUCUUUAACGGACUCUACGCAGAUGAUGAUGAUGACACUACUUUCUCUGCGUUCCUUCUCUUCGCUGAAUGACAAACCAAAUAUCUGGAGAUUUCUGAGGAAAUAUGUGUAGAAUUAUUCACCAAAAUGAAAACUGGACUUUAUAAGCAAUGCUUUAUCUUCCUUUAGUCAUCCUGAUUGUUAAUUGUUCCAGGGUCAAGUAUUUAAUCUAAUAUGCAAAAAAAAAUUCUCCAUAUUUUUUUUUAUUGGUUUAGUUUUGGCAACACCAAAAUAAACAUAAUGAUUGCAUUUUAUAUUCAGUGUUUGUUUGUUUUUUGGGGCUUUUUAAUUUUAUCUUAUUUUUUUAAAUUAUUGCACUCAUUUAAUUAAU